AGUUUCUCAUUGCAGGGUGAGAGCUCUGAGUUCCGGUGUAAGAGAAAAGAGACGUGGCGAAAUUGCUGUAUAUCUCUGCCCUAUAAGCACAUCUGUCAUUUAGACCGAAGGGAAACCAGGCAUCAAAAAGGCUGCGCAAACCAUGCAGGAUGAUUUACUGAUGGACAAAAGCAAAGCCCAGCAGCAGCGGCAGCAGCAGCAAGAUCCAAACUCAGCAGAAGCCCCCUCUACGCCCAUCUCAUCGGAGACACCCAAACCAGAAGACAGCAGUUCAGUGACUAGUAUCGGCACAUCGGCUCCUUCCCAAAAUAGCAAGGAGAAGAUGCAGAUGGAGUCUCCCAUUUUGCCUGGCUUGAGUUUUCACCAGCCUCAACAAGAACCUGCAGCCGGCACCUCCUUGUCUCCCUCCUUUGGCAGCACCUGGUCUACAGGGACCACAAACACAGUGGAUGAUAGCUUUUUCCAAGGGAUUACUCCGGUCAAUGGGACAAUGCUUUUCCAGAAUUUUCCACACCAUGUCAACCCUGUAUUUGGUGGCACUUUCUCACCACAAAUUGGCCUAGCUCAGACUCAACACCACCAACAUCAGCAGCAGCAGCAGCAAGCUCAGCAGCAGCAGCAGAGGAGGUCGCCUGUAAGCCCUAAUCAGGCACCUUUUGCCCAGAGAAAUGCUGCUUACAGCCAUCAGGCCAUCAUGACCAGCAAACCAUCUUCUUCCUCUGCCUCCUCCUCUUCCUCCUCCAGCUGGAAUAACCAUCAAAACGCAGCUUGGAGUACACCCUCCAACCCUUGGGGUGGGCUGCAGGCUGGUAGGGACCCUCGAAGGGCAGUUGGAGUGGGUGUCGGCGUGGGAGUGGGGGUUGGUGUACCCUCCCCCCUCAAUCCCAUUUCCCCCCUUAAAAAACCGUUCUCCAGCAAUGUCAUUGCCCCUCCGAAGUUCCCACGGGCUGCACCCUUAACCCCCAAAUCCUGGAUGGAAGACAACGCAUUCAGGACGGACAAUGGCAGCAAUCUGUUGCCUUUUCAGGACCGGAAUAGGCCCUAUGACACUUUUAACUUGCACUCUUUGGAAAAUUCCUUAAUGGAUAUGAUAAGGACUGAUCAUGAGCCUCUGAAAGGGCGUAUGGGGAUAAACUUCCAUCAUCCAGGAACAGACAAUAUUAUGGCUCUUAAUACCAGGAGCUAUGGGCGGAGAAGAGGUCGGUCUUCACUCUAUGGCUUCCUAGACGACAGUCAUGGUGAUCAGUCUUUAUCAUCGGGUCUCAGCUCUCCAACACGCUGUCAGAAUGGUGAAAGAGUGGAACGCUAUUCUAGAAAGGUGUUUGUUGGAGGUCUUCCUCCUGACAUUGAUGAAGAUGAGAUCACUGCCAGCUUUCGUAGGUUUGGACCUCUUGUGGUGGACUGGCCUCACAAAGCAGAAAGCAAGUCAUAUUUUCCACCUAAAGGUUAUGCCUUUCUGCUGUUCCAGGAGGAAAGCUCUGUACAAGCUCUGAUAGAUGCCUGUCUGGAAGAAGAUGGGAAACUUUACCUGUGUGUGUCAAGUCCCACAAUCAAGGAUAAACCAGUGCAAAUUCGACCUUGGAACCUAAGUGACAGUGACUUUGUGAUGGAUGGGUCUCAGCCUUUGGAUCCAAGAAAAACUAUCUUUGUUGGAGGAGUUCCACGGCCCCUCCGAGCUGUUGAAUUGGCAAUGAUUAUGGACCGUUUGUAUGGAGGUGUCUGCUAUGCUGGCAUUGAUACAGACCCAGAGUUGAAGUAUCCAAAAGGUGCUGGCAGAGUGGCUUUCUCCAAUCAGCAGAGCUAUAUUGCUGCUAUCAGUGCUCGCUUUGUCCAGCUCCAACAUAAUGACAUUGAUAAACGGGUGGAAGUGAAGCCAUACGUGCUGGAUGAUCAGAUGUGUGAUGAAUGCCAGGGCACUCGCUGUGGUGGAAAAUUUGCUCCAUUCUUUUGUGCCAAUGUUACUUGUUUGCAGUAUUACUGUGAAUACUGCUGGGCAAGCAUACACUCUCGUGCUGGACGGGAGUUCCACAAACCACUGGUAAAGGAGGGAGGUGACCGGCCCCGCCAUGUCCCAUUCCGCUGGAGCUGAACCCCAGGCCUCGCUCAGCAACUAGUACUGGAAUACAUAAAAUCGAGUGAAAAGAGCAUGCUGCCUCAGGGCUUAGUGUUCUGGAAAUCUGUGCAUUCGUCCUCGACUUUAAUGAAGAUAUGGGUCUUUUUAUUACUAUUAUUAUUAUUUACAGUCACAUUACUGAACUCAGUGUCCAGUACAAUACAAACCGGCAGAGUGUAACUGUACUGAUUUUGCACUUUGAUUCACACAAACAUCUGCUUGGUACCUUAAUUUCCUACACAAGACUUGUCACUAGUGACAUUAUGUAGACUGCCAUUCUCAUCAGCCUUCACUGGGUUGAUGUGUAUGUGAUGAAGAUUUUUUUAUUAUAAUUAUUUUUAUUUUUAAACUGGAGCAUGCACUUAUUUUCAGAAAUUUAGACUUGCCCCUAGCAGAUGACUUACCAAAGGUAAUAUUCACAAGUAGGUGGCAGAUGUAGCAAAAACUUAAACAGAUAUUCAGCAAUCAUUGGUUUGGGUCAUUUAGAGUAGUAAUAACCUUUCAAGAAAAUAAGCCUUUAGUUGCUCUCCAUUUUGAUUUGUAAGGAUGAUACCUCAUAAGCUGGAUCAGACUUUUUUCUUUUGUUUUGCUGAGGUUUUUUUUGUUUUGUUCUGUUUUGGGUUUUUUUAGGUCUUUUAGUGUUAUGUAAAUGUAUGCUGCAAUAGCUUUUGCUGCUAUUAAAAUGGUAUUACUAAUACCAUAAUACUCUAUUCAGGCUAGGGUUUCAAUUAAAAAAUGAAUAUGUGAUUAAAAUAGUGAUGGCUGCUGAAAGGAGAUCAGUAUAGCAUACAGAAAAGCUUCCAAGGAAGGUCAAUAUUUUUUGACUGCAUGUUUACUUAAUCAGGUUGCUGCAUGCAAUAAAUUUUAUAUAUGUCUAAUAUAAAACCUGCCCACAAUGCACAAAUUAUGAAUUUAUGUAGGCUACAAAAUACUCAGUAACAAAAAAUUGAUUACUGACUGGAGGAAGGCAUGCCUCUGUAAAUGUAAUGCUUCUGAAAUUAGAAUCAGCCCAUUACAGAAUGACCUAUAUUACAACAAAUAUAAAAACUAGCUGUAGGAUAUUCUUAAAACAAAUUUGUGGAUGGUAGAUGAAGUACUUUGCGGUGCUCUGUUAUAUAUCGUGCAAUUUAUUUUAUAUAGUAAAGUGAUUAUGUCUAGUACUGUGAUCAAACUUAACUGUUAAAGCCUCUGUAUCCAACAUUAACACACUUCUGACAGUUCAUAACAGGUACAUAAACAGAAAUGAGCUCUUAGUUAAAAUCUCUCUCCUAAUGCUUGCAUUAUUUAUGUAGCUGCAGACCUUGUCCAGAGAACCAAAGAGCUCAUGCUAGCGUACAUACACUACCGAUUAGAUAGUCUGUCAAACUAAUAAAGUAGGCACAUUUAAGAAAGUUAGGGGAAAAAAGUGGUGCUAAAGAAAUGUCUGCAUAUAAAAGUAACGUGAGAUGUCUGCUCUGUGGAUGUGGCGUUAUCUCUCUAAUCCCUGGAUGUAUCCUGUGAAGCUUGAAUACAAUUAAGACCUGCUAACACAGUGGACAUUUUUUUAGCAUAAACUAUGGGGCUGCAGAUAGCAUAUAAAUAUAAACACACUUGGUAUACUAAUGAUUGUGAGAAUGUGUACACUAUUUUUUUUCUUUUUCCUCCUUUGUUUUUGCAGUUCUGGGGACAAUCUGACUGGAUAUGACACCGCAUAGUAGAUUUAAAUGUUCUGGGUUUUGUUUGUUGUGAUGUUCUUGUUUGUGUCUAAUUUAGUAUGUUUUUCCCAAUGUUUAGUUGCAAAUAUUGGCUUUGAAAGGACUUUUUCUGUUUUUGAAAAAAAAAAAAAAAGAAAAAAUAGUUUUUUACUGGUUUAAAAUGCUUAUUAUACUUAUCCCUUUUGAAGCUACUUCUGGGCAUUUUUGUGAUAUUGCUUUUCCCAGCCCAGGUGUCUUUUCUGUUUUUUUUUUCAUCUGUACAAGACAUUUUGUUAUGCACUACUUUUUGUAUCUAGACAGUUUUCAACAGUCGGCUGAUGAUUUUUUUUAAAGAAAAAGGCAUGCUUUCUGACUGACAUGAUCUUUUGCAAUACCUCAAUUUUGAAAUAUAAGAAAGAAAAUGAUAUUUUCUAAGUAAGUUUAUUCAGAAAAAUAUAUAUUAAUUUAAUUCUGCAAGAAAAAUGAUUUAACAGAUGGGUAACUUUAUUUUUUUCAUGCUUAUUUGAGUUUUUUUGAAAAUGAAGAAGUUAGAGCUUUAUAACUGUAAUAUUAAAGAUCAUAGCUAACCUAACCUCGACUAUUUGUUGUUAUGUGCAAUACUGUUUGUACUGUUUGUAUAAAAAAAAA
Messenger RNA from Pterocles gutturalis (yellow-throated sandgrouse), 4434 nucleotides. RefSeq names its product cytoplasmic polyadenylation element-binding protein 3-like. Gene Ontology annotation, molecular function: translation factor activity, RNA binding; ribosome binding; mRNA 3'-UTR binding. NCBI's taxonomy places the organism in Eukaryota, Metazoa, Chordata, Aves, Pterocliformes, Pteroclidae. The record is from RefSeq and is a predicted model, not a curated record. Gene Ontology annotation, biological process: negative regulation of cytoplasmic translation. Gene Ontology annotation, cellular component: nucleus; cytoplasm; synapse.